AUGUCAUCGAAUUUCGAAUUUUUGGACUCAAUCUCUUUUCCACGUCACGACUGUAAUAUGAACUCUGAACUGCGAAAAUCUGCUGGCUCAGAUAUCAAGCGACUGCAGGAGAUGGUUAAGAGGCUCGAAGAACAAAAUGCCCAGCUGAAGAGCAGCGAUUAUUCGUUGAACCGGCGGACUCCAAACAACAGAGUUAUGGGUGAUGAGGCCACUAUGGUUAAAGUCAAAUUAAAUUUGGAUGAUGUUCCUCUAUUGGAUUUAAAUGCAGCGGUAGAAGAAGAUGACGAUACAUGGUAAAUAGAUUGUUUCUUAUGUUUUUUAUUGUCCCAGGAAAUCUUUUUAUAUUUAUCAGCUGAUUUGUCUCGAACACUGAAGAGCGCCAGCCAUAAAAUGUUUAGCUCGGCAGGAAAUAUAAGCUUAAGAGAAACAGAGCACUCAAUAAUAGCUUAACUCAUCAGAAGGUUGAUUAAAGGAAACAAAAUUACGACCAUGAAUUAAUGUAAUUCACUAAAGCCUUGAAGAGCAAGACCCUGAAAAGGAGCAUGUUCUUUUAUUACUGAAUAUUUUAUGAAACACAGCAACUUUUUGCCUUCUUACAUAAGAUUAUGUUUCAAUUUUUUGGCUCAUGUAUCCUCCUGUAGUUCUUUCAGUUUUUCAUUGCAAUUGUGUUAAUUUGUUAAAUAUAACUAUUUGCUUAAUAGUCCUCACCGGAAAUGUCAUUGCGGCGCUCAGCUUGACAUAAAUGUCAGAAUGAAAUAACAGUGUUUUCCUAGACUGUAUGUCAAGAUACAAAAUUGCUGUAUUAAAGGGCCCUAAUACAAUGAGUGAAUUUUAUGCACUAAUUGUGUUUGGUCAUACAGUCUACGAAACCAUUGUUAUUUCUUUCUCACAGUUCUCUUAAUCGCUUACAGUGCAACUGGGAAAACCGUGAACACUUGAAAUAUCUCAGGAAUGUUUAUUGUGUUAUGUCCAAUCGCAGCAAAAGUCACAACACACGAACUGGCCACAAAACCACAAACUACACUGUAAUACUAGUAAUAGUUGACACUACAGCUGCCCCUGUUAUAUUGUCGGUCAAUAGUAUUCUUACUGGUUGUGUAGCUCUUUGAAAUAUACCGAUUCAUAAUGAAGAUUUUCACACAUAUUCCAUACAAUAGGUGAGAUAAAUACAGGAAAUGCAAGGUUCCAGGCACAGUUUCAGCUCGAUUUACACAGCUUUGAUCAAAACAUUCUCACUUUCGAGAAUAGUUUAUUCUAACCACAAGAAAAGAUUUAAUUAGAAGUUGAAUUUUUAGCUAUUUCUCUUUCCCUUUUUACAUUCAGUUCAUUUUAUUUUCUGGAAAGUAAGCGUUAGAAAUUAAAAGGACGUUUGAUCGAUUCACGUUAGCGCAUUCUAGUCUUAUUUGAAACUUUAUAACGGAAGGACAUCUGUGAGCAGGGAAAAAGUCAGCACAGAAUUUGAUUGUCGGUGAAUUUCUGUAAAUGUCCAUCAAUCUGCUAGUGAUAAGCUAGCCAUUGUUCACUGGUCUUGCUUGUUUGGAGCUGAGUCUUAUUCUGGUCAAAGAGAGAGAAAGAGUGUCUGGCAAGGUUUCCAAUAUAAAUCAAAGAUUUGUGAACUCGUGUCUGGCAAGCUCUCCAUGUGUUUAUAUAUCUGCACAGUUAAACGCACCUUAUAACCUCCCCUGCGCUUAACGAGUGUCUUUUGGUCCAUAACUUUCAAAACAACUGCUCCACAGAAUGUCAAUGCGUAACGCAAAAGAGUGUCGAAGUAUGACUGCACAAUAAAUGUCACAAAAUCUACCUGAGCCGUCCCGUCGGGAUUUUCUGUCUUUACGUCAUCCUAACCAUUUCGUACUUGCAGACGCAAACAAUAGAAACGUCAUCAUUACCUACCAAUUCCUCUCGGCCCCAGUUCGAGCAAAUCGAGAUUUUUUCUGGUAUACUGACUGUAUAUUUGAACUGUAAGUGCUGUCCUUAAUAUACGCGCGAGUUACUAGGGUGACCUUGGGAUUUCGCCCCUGCAGGGGCAAUUACUGUUGCCACUUGCAGAUUAGUUUUCUCACACCUGAUUGGUUUUUUUCUUGCAACACAAUAACAUUCCAGAAAUAUUUCUGCAGGGUUCGUACAGGUCAUGCAAAAAACCUGGAAAGUCAUGGAAUGCAAGAAUUUCGUUUUCAAGGCCUGGAAAGUCAUGGAAUUUAAUUUUUUGUCCUUGAAAGUCAUGGAAAAUUAAAGUUUUGUUUGGUAGAUUAGUUGCUGCAGUUGACAAGGCAAGGAUAAUGUAAGACAAAGAGGAGUAAUUAAACAGCGCGAAUGACAUGCAUAUUAGUAGAUACCAGAGUUUGUUUUUGUUGAACUGUUUAAAGUCAAAACAGGGUUUCCAAAUUUUAUUGAUGAGCGGAGUCACUAUGACUUCUGCUUCACAAAUUUUGGGGUCAUUUUGGAAUAUUUGGAGUCAAGUAUCACAACGAAAAAAGCCAUUUUUAGACUUUCCAACAUGUGGUCCUGGCAUGUAUACACUAUCGUGAGGGAUACACGAAGUAGCUGUGGUGGGCCGCUGCCCUGGAAAGCUCAAAUCCAUGAUAGCGGCCAUCGAGUAAACUUUGAUUGUAAUUUACCCUCUUCCUGUUUUGUCGUUAAGUAUAAUUCUUUAAUUUUGACGAUUUAAUUAAGGUUUACAAUGUUUAAAAUUAAUGUAAAUUGUAUUUGUUGUGAAAAAGGUAAGGACAAAAUAUUGUGUUUGUUACCGAAAAUUUCUGGAGUCGAAGUUAGGCUCCCUGUUUGUUACCGAAAAUUUCUGGAGUCAAAGUGACUCCCUUCGUAACCUCUGUGGAGUCAUCUGAACAAUAUGCUAAAACAAGUAAAGUUUUGAAAAUUUUUGGAAGUAACAGCUAAACCUAAGGUCAUGGAAAACUAGAAAAGGUCAUGGAUAGUCAUGGAAUUUGAAGAACUUGAAAGAGUGCAAACCCUGUUUCUGGUGUUCACAGUUAUCUCAGUUUGACUGUCAUAGCCUAUUACAUUUUUUUGUGCUUACAGCUGGCUUAUAGCCAGUACACAUUAUGUCAAUAUCUGUGUAAGUCCGUCCAUUUCCUGGCAACCAUCUGUAGUCUGCUGUUAAGAGGGUUCAACCAAGCCACUUACAGUGUAUUAUGAUGGACACCCGUAAUGGUAGGUUGAAGAUGAUAACAACAUUAGGCUCGAUUACCAGCCGCUGUUCAGGAAAAUGAGCCCGCACUCAACCAGACCCGGGGGACGGCAGAAAUCGAGCCUAUAACAACAUACGCUUGCCUUAUACUCAAAACGUUCCUGGAGAAUCUGCAGACACCUGUGAAGUGCAUUCAAAUGGACAACAGAUGAUGCUGGUGGUCUUGGUGACCAACUAGCCCUACAACUCAAGUGUAUUUACACCUAAGCUCCACUGCAUAGACCUAAAAUCAGAAACUCUCUCUUCAACAAGGCUUACCCAGAAUACGUGCGCCACCUCAACUCUUCUCAACGUUCCCAGCCCCUGACUCUCAGGCAGGGAAUACACUGACCAACUAUUUUGGAUUUCAGCUGGGUUUUGUAAUGUGUGAAAGGGAACUUAGAAGAUUACAGAUGUUUCAACUGUUUCACAAACCCUGAAGCCACCUACUACUGGUAACUGCAGUUAUCUAAAUAUAAAACGUGUUACCAUCAAGUUUCCUGGCUUGUCAAUGCUUCCAAACCCCUUGUACCGGUUGCUUAGCACCAAAGCACUAGAACAGGCAGAUCUUUGACAGCUGGCGUCAAUCAUUGGCAGGAUUGUAUGACAGGAAACAACUUGGAAUGUUUCAGUAAAAGACAAUCCUGAAAUGCUGUUAAAGUAACCUCCAAUGCAUGUGUGACCACCUUUGAUGUCAGUGACUACCUCAGAUAAGUGCAAUUAUUUAUUGGCGAAAAGACCAAAAUUUUCUCAGUCAAAUUAAUACACUUGAAACCUCUCAUUAAUGACCACCUCUUGCAAUUGACUAAUAAUCACCUUUUUGGAUGACAGUUGUAGAAUUUAGUUUGAUCUCUUUGUACUACACUACUCAGAGUAUGAGAACUUGUUAUGACAAGAUGAAACUAUGCAUAUCAUACAUUAUAAAUACAUGCAAUGAAUUCUUCUCAAAAAUGUGGAUGUGUUCGGAUUUAAUUAUUGGUAGCGUACAUUUACAACUUAAUACUACCAUUGUAAUAUUAUGUUAUUCUAUGCAGUCACUGUUGAUGAUGUAAAGUUAAAGAUAAUUUCAUCGAGAAACGUGGCCUCCCUCCUGUAGUAUUGAUAAAGACUUGACAGAGACUGGAAAUGGCACAAGAAAAGUCUCUGGUACCUAGGGUAGUAAUACAUAUAGGCCAACUCUUCCAAAGUCUCCCGGAUACGGCACUGAUCUCCUGCUUUUCCACAUGGGUCACCAAAUCUCUCCCAUCAAAUGGACUUCUGAGCUUUUCUGUGCUUUAGUUUGAAAUUUUGCCCAUUUUUUUUCUCAAAAUUUGAACUUCUCAUUUAUUGAAUGGUUUCUGGAACAGUUUUGCAUGUAUAAGUUUAUUUCAUCAUUACAAUGAUGAAAGUGAAUUUUGAUAGCAUGUACUUUAUGUAAGACUCCAUUUACAUGUAAUGUCCUAAGCCAUAGGCCAAUUUGUGGGUGGGGUGUGCAUUGACAUUCAGAGGGGGUUACUGCAAAAGAGAGAGUCUCCAUAUUUUAGAUUUCCAGCUAGAGGUUGGCAUCUCUGGUAAUAUUGUGGUCACUUUGUUAUCAUCAUUCAUAGAAGAGGUUACAUGAUUGUUUUUAACUAAAACAGGUUGUAUGUGUCCCCAAGUCAUCCGCCAUCUGCUGAACAGAAAAGGAUCAGCCCUUAUAGAUACCUAAAAGACAGCUUAGAUAUACCUGAACUGAAUAAAGUGAGGGGUUCACUUCUGGCCAAACUGGAGUCAAUUGCAGCACAAGAAGGUGGGCAUUAAAACUAGUCAGCACCAGGUAGGGAAGAUAAUUAAAAAAAAAGGCGUGGGACAGUUAUACGGUAAGAUAAUGUGACCAGAUUACAUUAAUUUUUCAUACCUUGGUGAGAAGAGAGAGGACAGUAAAUAAGAAAUCAGAUAACCAUUAUAUCGGAAGAAUAUAUCCAAAUUAUUUGGAUGUUUAAAAUUUUCAAGGACAGUUUGCUUUAAGCACAAUUUGCCAUCUUGUGUUUAAUUGUUUUACAGGUACAGUAACAAAAGAAGGAUUGCUUUCUCUUUAUUUAACUUAAUGCUCAAUAAAAGGUAUGCAUCUGCAACCUAUGUACUGCAGUGCUGGUUUUCUUUUCUUUAAUUCUUUUCCCUGGUUGUUUUUUGUAGAGGCACUGUCAGGCUCCCCUCCCAGUGAAAGUCAGCACCAUCAUCAUCGUCAUCCAGAUCAUUCAAGAACUGAUGAAAGUAAGUGUGUGCGGCAGACUUUAUACACUACAUAAUAAUAAUAAUAAUAAUAAUAAUAAUAAUAAUAAUAAUAAUAAUAUUGUAAUUAAUCAAGUCUGAGCUGUGCCCUUUCUUUAAAAACAUUAGUACAGGAUGUUGCCCACUAUCUCGCCGGUACCAGUAUCCAGCCACUUAAAACAAAAACUCAAUUUUUGCAGCGCCCCCUUUAAGUUUUCCGUAAACAAAGUAUCUCGAAUGGAAGCUGAAGAUUUCACCUGUAAAAUACAAUUUUUCGCGGGUUUACGGCUUGAGAAACAGUCGCAGAAGGCAGGUGAGUAAACUUUUCUUGGCUAAUAUUUAUGCUGUUUACCGCGCAGUGAAACUAGUGGCCAUGGUGUUCAAAUAAGGGUUGGUAAUCAGGGCUUAAAGUUUAAAUUUGAGUUUGGCAGCACUGGUGCUACCAGAUGUAAAUUGUUAGGCGCACUGCCGAAAUUUUAGGCGCACAGCUGAAAAUUUUAGGAGCACAGCUUAUAAUGUUGGGAGCAUCCGUUUCAAAAGAAAAAGUAAAGUUUAUUUGUCAUCUUCAGUUUGUUACUUUUACUUCAGUCCUGUGAUUGAUAAAACACAGCCGAUUUGCUACGCAGUAAUACCGUUGUGAUUUUUAAUACUAAUUUCUCUAUUUGACAGUACAGUUGUGACUAAAGAAAACUUACACUUGAAAAACAAUUCAAAACUGACAACAAUGAGUGUGUUGAACAAGAAUGAAAAUUAAUCUUUAAUGAAUUUGUUAAAUGCGCAAUGACUUACAUGUAACUGGAAUACGAAAUAAAAAACUUUCUUACCUGGAAAAAAAGGCUCUUAAUUCACACUGUUUUUGUUUUGAUUGACGUUAAAACUGAACGUUCGACAUGAUUGUCCAUUGCGCAAAAAGUACGUGCUUCGUUCGUAGCAUAUAUUUGCAUGUGUCAGCGGUGUUUAUUACAAAACAGAAGAGUCUGGGAUGGAGUAAAACAUCGAAACGAAAAAGAACAUUCGAGUUCGUAGAAUCCAUUGGGAGAAAAGACCAAUUAAACAUACACCGUCUUUCUAGUUCGAGUUCGUAAGUGUAGUCGGAAGUAAGUCAGUCGCACUGUGCUUUGGGUUUUACGGCGCACAGGUGCGAUUGUACAUGAAUCUUAAACAUAUCAAAUAACACGACUUUACUCCAACAAGCUGUCAACAGGUCCGUCCUUUGGGAGUUAGAUUGCCAGAUAAACAUGUUUUGGAUGCAGUAUGGUGUCUUCUUUUUCGCGCAAAAACAGCCUUGGAAACGAAAAUUCUCUCGCUCAUAUCUCGUUUAAUUUUUGUUAUAUCGACAUUAAAUUUUGCAUGCAAAUCCCUAUUGCCAUCGUCUUUGAACUGAGAAAAAAUGAUGGCGAUCGGAUAUAGUCACUUUAGCCUCCAGGAAUACCUUAAACAUACACCGUCUUUCUAGUUCGAGUUCGUAAGUAUAGUCGGAAGUAAGUCAGUCGCACUGUGCUUUGGGUUUUAUGGCGCACAGGUGCGAUUGUACAUGAAUUUUUAGGCGCACAACCAAAAAUCCAGUCGCAUAUGCGACCAGUUAGUCGCUAACUUUGAGCCGUGGUAAUAUGUGAUAUUUUCAAAGAAACUGUUUUAUAUUUAAAGUGAAAUUACUUAAAGAAGCCAGGUUGUCAGAAAAAUCAUUAAUUCUUCUUGAAAUUCAAUCUGUUUGGGAUAACGCGGGCCAGAAGUAUUCACUGAUGUCAGGUGCCCAGUAUCUGGCCAGUUUUUUCUUUGCUGUGCAAAAUUGAUGAAUUAGUUGCAUACGUUAUCCGGGAAAUAUUUAUUUCACAUCUAUGAUAAUAAUAAAGCUUUGGCUAUAUAAUAAUUAUAAUCUGUAUAAUGUAAUUCUACUCAACUCCUUUUGAAAAUUUUCUUCACUCAUUCAGAGGCUAAUUGAUUUCGUAUGCAUGGCUUGUUUUGCGUGACUGCAUUUUCUAUAUAUAACCGAAAGCACAAAGUUGAACCCAGAAUUCACAUAGAAAUGGGGUUGCAACAGCUAAUCUUAAAAAAUUAAUGUCUCAAAGAAGGAGGAAUUAGUGCUGGGAAAUAGUGAUACCACGUCAAAUUACUUGUUGCAUCUCUGUUUGGGGUAAUUGUUCAGUUGCAAUGUUGUCUGAAAUUGAGAAAUUACACAUAAAAGUAGGAAGAGUCUUUCACAAAGUCCCAUAUGCAGAAUGUUUUGGACAGUGAAGUGAUGGACUAUAUCAAGUGGCAAGUCAUCUAUUAAGGAUACGUAUACAAACAUAGACUAAGCUGUUGAAGUCCUUACAAAGGUGAAGCAAUGGCUCAAUGGCAGAUUGAUAACAUUUUUGACUUUUGUUUAAUCUAAGCAUGAGGGUUUAUCACUUGAGGUAAAAGGAAAGAAUACAGAGUUAGGGAGAAACAGUUUUGCAUCGGCUUUAUAAUUUGCCACUAUUGACCUGCAUUACCAAAAUAAGUCAUUUAUUUAUGUAUAUAUGUAUGUAUGUAUUUAUAUAUUUUCCGUGAAGUUUAAGUACAAAAUUUGUUUUCAGAAAGAGGUAAUUCAUAAUUUUAAAAAUCACCUUUUGGUCAUAUGCAUGUGACCAGCUACGAACUUAAACAUUUCAAGAAAAUGGUGUGGGUUUUCAAAACCAAAUCACUAUUAUUUUGUUUAAAAAUAAGACCCACUAAUCGUUUUUGGAAGGUAAAAUCAUGUAACUUUUAUUUUCAUGAAAAUGAUGUUACAUGACCUCUUAGUGCAAAUUAAUGAUCUAUAUAAGGGCUAGGUGAUUUUAUUUUUCCCAGUUAUUCCGAAUAAUGGUAUUGUUGUAAUAAUAGUGAUGCCAACUCUCCCGCUUUUGGUGGGAGACUUACGCUUUUUUGCCUUGUCUCCCGCUUUGGUACAUAACUCUCCCGCUUUUUACGUCCACUAUAAAUACUGAAUACUUAGUGAAAAAUAAAACAGACUUAGUUUGAGAUUUAGCCCAUUUUUAGCUCAAAAAUUGAAUUUUUCUAACUCGUGGUACGGUUUCUGGGGCAUUUUUGCACAUAUUUAGUCAUUUGACAAAGAUUAUUUCUAGCAUCAAAACGAUGAUUUUGAAUUUUGAUAGUAUGUACAUCAUGUAAGAUGUCAUUAUAAUGUCUUAAGUCAUUCCCGGCUGGGUCAAUUUUUUGGGGGGUUGGGGGACAGUCUCCCGAUUUUAGGUCUCCAGAGGUUGGCAUCUCUGUAAUAAGUUAACUCCAAUAAGUAACCACAACAUCUUGCUUGUUUUCUUUGCUCUGUUGCUUGAUAUAAUGCAAGGUCAACAGAUUAAAAUGUUUUCUGAUCCUUUGAAUUGUCAACUGUUCCAAACAUUUGGAGAAAGUUUUAGAAAGAAAUUUUUUUAUUGGAAAUAGCAAGUGUAACUUGUGACUCGAUAUGUAAUUAUCAACCAUCUUAUUACAGACUGUUAUAUGCCAAACUGUAAAGAUGGUAAGUAGCCGUGGGUCGGAGUUUAACACCAGGACAAAUCCCUGCUUUGAAUUCCUGAACUGGCUUAAGCCUCCCUUGGUAGUAUGGUGGUUGAGAGCUGCCUGUAGGAAAAAUCUCAAUUUUCCCAGUUUUUGUUUAUAUUUGUGUAUUUUUAGUGCUUCAUCAAACUAACAGUUUAUUUUUGUUAUUGACCUUUUUUUAGGUUCCACAAAUCAGUAUUAUAAGGCAGCAUUAACAUAACAUUAUUACAGUAAAUUUUGUUUUUGAUAUCCUUAAAAUAAAUCAAUGAUGUUUAAAUCAUGUAGGUUCACAUAGGAAGACAUCAAUGCAAAUGACUGACAACAUCCAAGGUGAUGAUAGUGAACUGAAACAGCAAAGGCAUGUUCCUUCUCCCACAGCUGUCAGCCAGGAUGAUUCAGAUCUGGUUGUGAAAGGUGGUUAAUUAACUUUUUGAGAUAUGAUUCAGACAGAGAGGGUUUUUCUAAAAUACAACAUAUAUUAUAAUAUAUAGGUGAAUCCUGAUGUACAUGUAGUAGCAUGUUAACUCGAACCUUCAAGGGAAAUCUCAAAGUCUUGGGGCAGAGUCCAACAAAAUUUGACAAGUAUAUAUGGGCAUUUUGCUGCAUGGGCAAGUACACAUGUAGCAUGUAAAAAUUAAUUAAUACCCACUGAGCAACAUGAGCUGGUUGUCCCACAUCACAGAGCAAUCAUAAGACUUCACGCUACAGGUGUAUCUGUAAUUUUUUUUCCAUGAGUUUCACCAACAUUUUCAGAGGACUGCUUCUAUACCAAACCAUGCACAACCUAUUUUUAUUAUAACGUUUCAUAAAACCAUGCUAAGAAUCCAUUGUCAUCUAGGAAAACUCUUUAAGCCAUUAAUUUGUUCCAUUUUAAAAUUUUUGGCCUUCGCUUUGAACUAUUGUGCAGGGUUUUCAUUAAUAAUCCUAGUAGCAGCUGGAGAAAGGUGUAAUGUUACUCGAGAAUAUUUUGAUUGAGGCUCCACAUCUGCAUAAAAAAUAGUUGUAAGCUAGCGAAUGUUAGGCGGAGAAUUCUGCAUAGUAAAUGGGGAAUUCUCUGAUCUCCAAUGUAAUGAACACCCUGGUUGUGGUACUCAGAGGGUCAACAGUCUUGCACAAAUUUGUGACAAUCUGGGAUCUUGAACAAUAAUACAUUUGAGGUGAGGCAUGUUAAUUUAUAAAUAGCAGCCAGGCCUUCAGCUGGAUGAAAGAAUAAUAUGAUGCAUGGAUCCUGCUCAUAAUGGACAGAGAAGACGUUUUACAUCCAAAAGGAGGUGUAUCAGGCAUGAUUUGUGCAUAUUUUAAGACAUUUCUGCAUCUUAGGGGUGGGAUGAAUGCAGGUAGAUGGAUCAUUGAAUGGCCUAGCUAUAUGCUUUAAUUAUUGGGAUACUGCUUCAGAUUAUACUGUACCCCUAAGAACUUUAUAUUCUGAAUACAGUAAAACCUGACGCAUAAGAACCUGUCAGGGUGAAAUUUUCAUUUUGAGCACCCUUCACAUAAGAACCAUUUCAGGCUGAAAUUUCAAAGUAGGUUCUUAAUUUCCAAAGUACAAUAUAGAAAACAAUAACAUGUGCAUAACUUAGCACUAUUUUGUAAGAUUUAUGUGCUUUUAAUGUUUGCACUCUACUAUUAUUCCAUGUAACUAGCAUGAAAAAUAAUGUGUGAAUAAUUUAAUAAAAAAGGCCAUGCCCACCAAUACAAGUACUUUUUUCUUACCAAAAAUUAAGAACCCAUUUAAGAACCUGGAUAGCCUGAUUUCAAGUUAAGCACCAUUUAUGUAAGAACCUGUUCAGGCUGACGUGGAAAAAUCUAGGUUUUUAUGUGUGGGGUUUUAUUGUAGUCAUUCACAGCAUUGUUUUUAACAUAACUUUUCUUCUGUUUUUUUACCUUUUGUACAAAUUAUCUAAGCUUAAAUAACUUUUGUUGACUAGUCAAUUUAACAUCAUUUGGAGUGCGUAUUUUGUUUUAUAUAGACACUGGCCACCUAGACUAGCCUCUGCUAUUUGUGGGCAGUAAGAAAAUAAAACUGUAAAUCUGAAUAAACCAAUGAAAAUGAAUGAAUGAAUGAAUGAAUCUUGAAUGGAUGAAGAGAUUCAUAUGUGAUUGUUGAUUGCUGAUGCCAUUUUCAUAUUAAUUUUUCAUUAACUGAUGUUUUCAUAAUGUUACUGUUUUCCUUUUUUGACAGGUCCAUUAAGGAGAAGAGGAGGUCCCUCCAAGCCAGCAACAAGUAAUGAGAUAUUUUCCAUCAUUAGGCUAAAUGUAAAGCAAAAAUUUAUUCAUAGCCACAGAAAUUCCCUGUUAUUAACACUGAGUGUGUGUAAUUUAUUUAUGAUACUCAUUAAAGAUACAUUAGUCUUAUUUAUCAGUGAUUUUUGAUUGUUAUUAAUAAAUGAAUUUUUAAAGUUGCCUGGAAGUGAUGUCUAUAUUACUUAAUAUAAAGAAGGUAACUAUUUUUAUCAAGUUUAAAAAUUAUAUAAAGUUAAUAACUAUUAUUGGAUUCUUCCCUUGAAUGAAGUCUAGGUACAAGAUUAGAUAGAAUACAACAAUUAAUUCUUCAUUGCAGUAAGAACAUUCUUAUUGAUUUUGUGUUUUAAAUGCAUGCAUGUCUGCCCUGGUACUCGAUAUAACGAACGUCUAUAUAACAAAGUUCUUGGUAUAACGAACAAUAUCAAAGACCUUGAUAAUACAUAGAUUUAGCCGGGGCUAAAAGUGAAGCUCUGGUUAAUAAUACUUGUAAACAAGAAAAUUAAAUUAUGUAAUGCUAUACGGGGAGGGCAAUGAAAAUGGCAUCAAUAGAUCUAAUUAGCAAAAAAAACAAAUUGCAUGUGCAGCACACUUUUUUUUCUAAUUAGCAAAAAACCCAAUUUGCACGUACAGCACACUUUUUGUCUUUCUUUGCUGUUGUUUUGCACAACUACAACGCUGUUUUGUAGGACUAAAACGUCAAACUUCCUAGUUACACAUUAUUUUUAUGGAGGAAUUGUCGUAUGUGCUUACCCAAUAUUUUGUCUCCUGCUUUCAUGUUUGCUUUUAUUUUUCGCUUUCGCUCAUUUUCACCUUGCUGGCCACUAGCAUUUCUCAUUGUCUCACAGCCGCUUUGAAUUUUCAUGUUUUUCUUCCUACAAAAUUAGUCUCUUUUGUUUUCAAUCACUCGCUGUAGCUCUUUCUCUGUUAUCUAGGUGAGUGUAAACAUAAAAAAUAACGUCGAAAAAGACACGACUUUCUUGUUGUUUUUUCUUUCUAAAAGUCCGGGAGGCCAUGCGAUUUCUUUCCAAAUAAAACCUUGAGUUGCAUUUGGGUUGCCGUACCUGUUAAUUGAAUUAUUUUACAUUGGUAUGCCUGUGGUGCGGACUGACGGCCUGGCGGUCGGUCGGUCGGUGCACGGUCACGUCAUUACCAAAUUUUCUCGGAUGGGUAGUUCACCACCUUUUUUUUAUCCAUGGUGCUCCGCUGCACACACUUUGCGCGCAACAGCUCCGCUAUAAUGAAACCUGGUUAUAGGGAACAAAUUUUGCCAUCCCUUGUUCCUUCAUUAUAUCAAGGUCCCACUGUAUGGAUAAAACCUAGAUUGGCUAAAAAUCUUUUCAAAACUUUCCAUGGUAGGUUUGCACAAGAAUCCAGAAGUUAUGAAUGGUGACAGUGAUGAUGACAGUGAUGAUGAUAAUAACACACUUAGACCUCAGAGACGUGUCCCUGCUACUUCAAAUUUUCACUCCACAAACCAGGAUGACUCUAGUCUUGUAGUAAAAGGUAUUUUAAUUGGUGAUUUUACCAGUAUAUACAUUAAAUGUUACUUUGUGUUAUUUUAUCAGCCAAUUUUCCAGGGGUGCUGAAAAAGACAGUACGAUUCUUUUCUUUGUAAAAAAAUAUAAAUUCAAUCCUGUCAUGCACAAGUUAGUUAGUGCUUACAGCUGUAUUUGAAUUUAUCAUGGCGACAUCUUAGGUGUUGAUUUUUUGAUGGGAUAUGUUGGGUCUUAAUUCUGCUUCUCAACAGUUUCUCUUAGAGACAUACAUGUAACCAGUAUGCCACUAAUUUAGUCUUGUAAACCAAAGUGUAAUUUGGAAAGAUGGAAAGGUGUGGCAUUACAGGUGUAUGUGUCAUUUUUCAUGUGUUUUAAUGUUGCAGUGCAUCUUUGACAUGCACUUUGAUUGACUUAAAUACUUCUGCAGUUCUGCAGUUUCUAUGUGGUUGUGUGUGUUUUAAUUUUGGGUAUAGUGGGGUGGUCUGUUCACAAAAAUGUUUCCAUUUGAGCAAAUGCUGCUAUCUGUUCAAGUAAUCUGUGGAAAAUUGUAACCAGAUUUACAUUGUCUGCCAUAACUGUAAGUGCCUAUAGUAAAUAUUUAUUUGUGAGAGUUGAUGAGAUCUUCAUGAGAUUGGAAGGGAUCAGUUUGAAGUCUAAGACUUUAAUUUAGUUAAACUGCAUGUGUUAAUCCUUCUGGCAAGUUUUUCAUGAACUUUGUAAUAGAGACCUUCCCGAGCUUGCCCAUCCCCUGUACAUGUUAAUAAGAUUUAUUACAUAAAAUAUUAUUGUAGUUUUUAAGUAAAGGUAUCUGUGUAUAGUGAGGUGACUUAAUAUUAAUCAUUUCAAGUAUCUGUCAUUUUGGCAGGUCCAGUUAAAAGGAGAGGACCAUCACCAAAAACAAGGGCAUCAUUUGGUGAGAGGGAAAAACACUUUAUUUUAAUGUUAAUUGUGCACAUGAAUUAAUGUGAUAAAGUUCUGCACGUAGUAUUUCAGGAAAUUCACGGCCAGUCAUCAACAGAGUCGAAUGUUUGUUGAAAAUUCAGCUGCACUGUAUAGUUUAUAAACAGGAAAUUUUCAAAAACAGUGGACUUCAAAGUGAUUACAAAAUUAUUCCGUCUUUAACAGAUGCAGUUACAAGUGUAGAUGGUUAUUAUGAUGAUAGUGGGCUUAUCCAGCAAGAAAGACCACAGAGACAAGUCCCUGUUCCUCAAGAAUUUGAAGACCUUGUAGUAAAAGGUAAGGCUGCUGAUUUUUUAAACACAUUUCAUAAAAUCGUUAAUAAUUAUUGUAAUAUUUUAUUGUUCAAUGUGGUGUCCCAUGCUGUAACACACUAUUCAAUUGACUCAUCAUUGGCUCUUCUUGGGUAUGAAGCAAGGCACUUUCAGAAACUUUUAAUUAUUGGGAGGCUCUGAAUACCACAACACUAAAGUAAACAGACACCACAGCACCGGUCAAGUAAAGUUGAUGAAACAUCAACCCUGUGACUGUUUUGUUUACAAGUAGUCCCACAACUUGCAUGUUCUUCAGUCGAUGUCCUCAUUUACCCAGGAUGCCCCCCUGCAUUUGUGGCCGUUCAGUCCUCUCACAGCUUUUAUUUUCAUUAGCCUUAAGAAAUAAAAAGAUUGGUAAACAGACUGAAAAUGAAAGAGGUAUUUAACUUUCCCAUUCAGCGUGUAAAAAUACUAUUAACUGACUCCUACACUGACCAUCUCUUUGGUGUCCAAUGUCAAAACCAUACUCCUAGGCUAGCAAGCCUACUCGUCUUUCAAAUUGUUUAAGUGACAUCAGCCACUUUAAGACAUGAAGUGAUGUAUAUAAUAAUAAUAAUAAUAAUAAUAAUAAUAAUAAUAAUAAUAAUUAUGAUAACAAUGAUAUUAAUAAUUACUAUCAUUAAUUAUUAUUAUAUUUUGUUGAAUUACCCAUGACAUUUCUAAUUUUGUUAAUUUUUCUGGGGGUAAAUACUGAUCCAAUUAAGGGUAGUUUUGGUGUUUAGAAGCUAGAAGUUUUAAUUGAUGUUUAGCUAUCAUAAGCAUUAAAUUUUUGUUUUCUUCAGAAAUAUGUUAUCCAUGUACUUUGCAGGUCCUUUAAAGAGAAGAGGGGGAACUCCGCAGCAAAGACAACCAGUGGCUACAGGUUAGUUGAAAAUUCACUUUGAGUCCAAUGGAACUUCAAUGGUUGGCUGAAUGCAAUGAAAACUCCUCAUAUUUAACCUUCGCUAAAACUCUGUCUUCUGUCCAUUUAAAUUUUGUGUAAAACAGUGUUUGUUUACAUCCAUGUUUUAAGUUUAGAAGAUGGCUGAUUUUAAAAUAAUUUGAUUACUUGGUAGGUUUACACCACAGUGCAGGACUUAUGAAUGAAAACAAUGAUGAUGAUGACAGUGAUAAUGAUAAUUACAUGCAAAGACCCCUACAGAGACGUGUACCUGUUGUUGCUGCUGCUGCUGCUGCUGCUGCUUCCGGCCCAAGCCUGGAUGAUUCUAAUCUCGUAGUAAAAGGUAGUGGCAGAAGAAAACAAGCAUUGCCAUAAUUAUUUCUCUGAUUAGUUAAUGCCAGUGAGAGUGUCAGGAACAUUUCUUCAUCACUGUUCACACAUACCGGUAACGUUGAUUAUAUUAUUCAGUCAAGUGAAUUUCGUGUACACAUGUACUGCAUAACUGAGGCUGUAAAAACCCAAUCUGACCACAUCUGCUCAAUGUGCGGAAGGGACUGUCAUUUCGGAAUCGGUCUUUGCAGCCACGCAAGGCGAUGUUCGAGAAUCACAAAUCAAAGCACGACACCAUUGUCUUUCAAGACUGAAGGAUGCCAACCAGUAAAAACCUUAUCAAUCUUGUUCAUGUUAUGUUUGGGUUCAUAGCCACAGUGCCCUAAACCUUGUUGAAAUCACCUUGGCGUUUUUUCGUUUUAAGUAAGUGUUAUCAGCCUUGCAUGGCCUUGGUGCCUUUGACUGCACAGGGCUAAUAACACUUACUGAGACCUUGAUUAUUCCGAAUAUCACAAAAAACGAAUCUAAUAAUUUCUUUAUUAUAGAUUGUUUUGAACAAACAAACAAACAGACAAACAAACACACCAUUGCAUAGAAUGCAGUUUGACAUCGCUCUUGGAAAUCAUGGAUUGUGCAUGCAACCUACAGAUUGGUCUCUAAUCUGCCAGCAGUCAGCUAACUAAUCUGCAGGUUGCGCUGAUUUCAAAAUUUCCAAAAUUAACUGUUGGCUCUUAGCCAGUGAGAAGACGAUUAGUGAUAACAAUACUUCAGAAAUCUAAUGCUUCCUUCUUAGAACUGCUUGACAUUGAAUCCAUGACUAUGCAAAGUUGGGUUGCAGCCAUGCAUACAGUUCAGUGAUUCAUGUAACAGUAAUUGACUUUCCAUUUCUUGUCACUCCUUACUACAGCUUAUUAAGGUAUCCCCAGUUUAUUUGAAAUCCCUGGCUGCACUCCUAAUUUUCCACCUGCCUGUGCAUACAUUGCUUUUCAGGUCCAUUAAAGAGACGAGGUGGAACUCCGCAGCUAGGACAACCAGUGGCUUCAGGUGAGUUGAAGAAAUUUAAAACACAAAAAAAGGUAAAAACAAGGGUAGUUUGCCGGGUUUGGUGGGAGGUACGUAACUGUAGAGGCCUUAACAUUUCAGAACUACAUUCCGUGGGUUGAUGUAAAGGUGAUGGUGAAUUUUAUGCCUGCUCAGUAAACGUACGAGGAUGAUAUUUAUUUAGUUAGUGAUGCAAUGGACUAGCAAUAAAAUAAAAAAUUAGAGUUCCCUCAACAGCAGUCAGGGGCGGAUCUAGGGGGAGGGUGCAGGGGGUGCGCACCCCCCCCCCCCCCGAGAUGACCUGCGGUUUUCUAAUACAACUGGUAUUCUGCAAAAAAAAAACUAUGUGGCUUAUUGGUGUUGAAGUAGAGCAAGGGACGAGUGCACCCCCUCCUAAGAAAAAUCCUAGAUCCGCCCCUGGCAGUCGAACCUGUUAGUUACUAUCCCAGGCCGGAGAUCCUUAGUUUUGCUGCAGCGUCUUUUAAUCCCGUAACACCUUCAUAAAUCCGUAACAUCUUUAAACCUGGACGCCAUCUUGGUACUGAUGUUGUUAAAGGAAACGUUGUCUUAGCAAUUUUGUAAUUUCGCAUGUGGCACUUUGAAUUAACGCGGACGUUUUGCUCCAGAAUGGAGGGGUAAUUUGUCGACCAUUACAUGUCUUUGCAACAAAAUCUACAGGUCCCGUAAAAAGAAGAGAAUCACCACAACUUAGAGCAUCAGUUGGUAAGCAUCAGACAAAAUGUGUUGGACUUACGUUUGUUGGGAGUAGAAAUAUUCUGUUUUUGUUUGUCACAAGCCUACUUCUUUUUUUCCAAAACUACUUGAGUAGAAAUUUACAGUGCAAAGGGAACUGCUUGGUAAAAUAACAUGCCAAUACAUAUUGACAGUGGAGGGACGUUUUUCCAGUGACCUUUUGUUCUGAUAGUACUGAAACUUUCUCUGGUUGAAAACGUAGCUAUUAUCCAACACCUGACAUGCAACCUAGUACCGUGUCUACCUUAUUUACAUGGAGGUGUAUAUGAUUGACUGUGGCUUAAUAUCUGUUUUCUCCUUCACCAGACGCAGUUUCCUAUAUGGAUGAAUAUGAUAGUAAUAAUGGCUUCGUUCCUCAAGAAAGGCCACAAAAGCUUGACCCAGUGGCUUCAGUAUCCCAGGAAAAUGCAGACCUAGUAGUUAAAGGUUGUAAUCAAUUAUUUUACUGCACUGUAAAGCGGAAAAAAGAUGUAGACAGUCUCUUUGUAACUGACUACUGAGAACGCAUUUGGUAUUUUAACAUCUUUUUUAACAUGCUAUGACUGGCUGCUAUAGAGUGUUUUCACAUGACGUCACGGCGGCCAUAUUGGUGUUCCAAAACAAUGAAACGGCGGCCAUGUUGGUGUCCCAAACCAUCCCUCCGGGAGUGGAACUCUUUUCUUAUGCAAACGCUUUCUUUUGUUCCAAUAAAUUUGCAAAUAUGCUGGCCACGGGAGAGAAAACACUCUAUAAGUACACAGCAUAGCCCCUUUAAGCGCUUUGUUCGCGAAUGUAACGUUACUGCUAAAUAUUGUCCUUACUUUUCAAAAUAAAAUAGUAAUAAUUACCUUAUUUACCCUCUGCCUUAUAGCAGAAAGGCUAGUUGGGCCCAGCAGAUCAGUGACUGCAACAAAAAUUUCAAUUGAAACAUAACAGGGUUAAGAAUCCUUACUAGCCUAAGAUGGAAUAGCCUGCGAACAGCACAUGCAUUUCCGGUCGUCGCUUCUCUCCCUCCGACCUGAAAUGCGUCUGCUGUUCGCAGGCUAAAGAUGGAACAGUCAGCUAUUUCAAGACUAUAUAAAUACGGGUCUUCGUGAACUAAUCAGGGUGGGAGCUGUACUCGGGGCGUGAGCCUCUCUCUAACCGCUCGGCCACGCUAUUUCCUCCUCAUUUCAGGUCCAUUGAAAAGAAGAGGCGGUACUCCAAGGCCCAGACAGCCCGUGGCUACUGGUUAUGGUUAGUUAUGUCUUAUAAUAAUUUUCUCUUCUUGCUAUGUUUUUAGCCAAUAGUUCGCCUAUUUCUUCCUCGUAAAACGAAUGAAAUUUUCCGCCAUUUUGUAUUCACUACCAAAGCAACUCAACCUCGUCCCCAGGUCUUCUCGGUUAACCGUUCAAUAAUCCCUGCACGCAUGACUUCAUCAGUUCACGUAUCUCAAAAUUCUUCCAAAUUUGGUCGACAGUAGCUGGUUAUGAUGAAUUAUGCGUUUGAUUUUAGCCAAUCAGAAACGGAGAAAUGUUUUGAAUGAAUAAUAAUAAUGGUUACAGAACAGUAUGAAAGUUCAUAAUAUUAUUACACAACAGGUUUGGUUGAAAAUGACGAUGAGGAGUAUGUACAGCCAAGACGACGCGGCGCCUCUCCAGCUUCCAGCCAAAACGACCACAACAGUAAGUUAUCACAUAAUAGGCACACACAUGGAAUCGAAGAAUGUAGUUGUAACUGUCAUUCAUUUACCCUCGAAAUACCGCUUAAGACGUCCUAAGAACUCGUGUUUUGCAUUGGUUGUUUGCUCCUAAUCGUGUUAAUAUUUGGACCGAUGUAUUGGUUUUUGAGAAGAAGGAAAACGAACCAACAACAACAGGGGCGUAGCGUGGCCAUUUUGGCAAGUACGCACACGCGCGGAUCCAUAUUCUUAACAAAAUAACGUUUUUGUUAUCCUUUAAUAGUUACAUUUUUUGGUAGAUUACAGUCUUGUUUACGAUAGAACAUGAUAUUAAAAAAAGCUUUUAAAAUGUUUUUCUUUGAGCUGGUACUGGAAUCAGAAAGUUUUCAAGCACACGGCGCCUCCCCUAAAUAAACUUCCAAAGUGCUGAAUAUACCUCACAAGAAAUUCAAAUAACAUGUUUCGUUCAAUUGCCAAAUGUUUGGAAUGAAAGAUAAGCUGUACUGUCGCUCAAGAAAUGACCACUUAAAGUGCAGAAAUUUGGAGUUCAAAAGCAUCGGUUGGAAGAAUUUCAGCGUGUACGUGAUUGUGUAAAUUUUCCGAAAGCUUAGUCCUUUGCUGACUUUUGUGUUUUUCCUUUAUUUCGAUCUUGAAAUCGAUCAUGGAACAGACAAUUAUAGUAAGGGUUUUAGUAUUUAUGUAUUUAUUUAUUUUCAGUUGUUCUGAAUAUCUCUAAUGUUUUUCAUUGAAAACUAUUCUACAUCUGUUGAGUGUAAAUUUCCUGCAAAAUUCUUGUUGAUGCCGCACCACACGUGCACCUAAUGGUUUGCUUCAGCUUUAUACCUCGAUUAUGGUCGGCAUGGUUUAUUCCAUGAUUUCCCACUUAAAAUGUCCGGUUCAGACGCCGAACCUUUCAUGAGCCGAACCUAAUUCGAAUUAAGGCCGACCCAAAUUAUUUAGACCGGCUGAAUUUAUUCACACGCCGAUCUUAAUUGGAGCUGAACUAAAUUCAAAAGAGACAAAUGCUCAUUUUGGUCAAGCUGCUUACAAAAUACGUUAUAAUAAUUUAUGCAUUAGGUUCUGUACAUGAAAAGUUCGGCGUCUGAAUCAAAGCCGUUCCAAAGUCGCUCCAAAGGCGAAAUUCCCGGCCGGGCUAGGCGUAAAGAACGGCUGAGUCGUUCCAAAUUUAAAUAGGCGUUCCUAAUUGAUUCAGACUCCGAACUUUUCACGUACUUAAUUCAAUUUAUUAGGUUCGGCUCAUGAAAAGAUAGGAACCGGGCCUAAGCGACAUUUAUAGAGAGAGAAAACUAAAAAUGAAUAGCUUUAAUUUGCAUGGGAAAACUCUCCAGAUAAGUCUUUAAAGGAAUGAUAAUCAGUCAGGAUCGAUUCUUUGUGGCGGCAAAUGAGUUUCCAUGAAUUUCACCAGUCCUUCUUCCUUUUUGUUUUAUUCAAAAGCAAUGUAUUGGCGGAUCGGCAGAAAAUCUUUUUAAAAAACUCCUACCAAUUUCUCAAGUACGCACGUGCGUAUUUGCGUAAAGGACGCUACGCCCCUGAACAAACUACUACCAGGAGACACGGUCCCAGGCCUCAUUGCGGGGAGGCAAUAAGUGUUCUUAUCACUACGCCAUCUUUGCUGGUUGCAAUAAUAACACAGUCAAGGUCGUAGUUGGAGGUUAUGUUAAGAAUUCACUAGUUGAGGAUUUGUUUGAUCUGUGGAAAGUAACAGUAAUCAGUUUAUAGAUUGCUGUUACUGAUAGAUGAUUGAUUUGGAUUGGAAGAGUAGCGCUAUGCGCCAGUUCCAUUCAUUAGCAGUAGAUUUGUUCAAGACCAUUUGGUCCAGGUCCAACAGUCUGCUUGUAUGAUUUUAAAGAACUAUAAAACAAAGUCAAAAUGGAAGAUUUUAUUGGAAACGCACGUUCAACUGGGCUGUAGAUUCUCCGUUAGAAACAAGAACCGAACACUGCAGACUUGUUGAUAUUUGUGUGUACUUAUCUUAUACAUACGUACUUUAAAUUGUAAAGGUGGAUCUAAAUAAACUUGUUGUUCAAAAUUGCGAAGGGGGCCUGAUCGAGGAUAUAAAAUAUAAAUAUAUCUGUUAUUUUGCCAUGUGUGUAGUAUAGUUUUUGACGAGCGUUUGCUCCAUAGCUGUAACAUGGUUAAAUACAGCGCCCUUGUUCUUUGUUUGAAAUACCUCUGAUAGUUUGAUAUUGAUUUGUCACAAGGUUCUUGGAAGCGGGAUGACCCAAACUCUGACGUAAAUAUUCCAGUGGUAACAGCAGGUACUUGUGUUUUUGAGUAAAUACAUGUAGACUUUCAACUGAUACCGCAAUACUCUUAAUUGUACUGGCUCAGCUUCCCCGGGCCUUAAUUAUUCCUUAUGAGAUGAGUGGUCGCAUAUCCUUGGCUUAUCAGGACGUAGCAGAAAGCAUAAUAGCUCCAGCCUCAUUCGUGGUGUAUUCAAGCCUCUCGCUGAUCAAGAUUCUUUUUCCAGGUUUGGAGCUAAACUUUGGAACGCAAUUCCUAACGAAUUUCGUCAACUCUCCAAAGGAGAAAAUUUUUAUGACUUUUUGCCCUCGAUAAUGGCAGCAGUGGACGAUUAUGUUGAAGAGCUCAUUCUCCUACAAAAAAUGGCAAAUUCUGCAGCCUUGACUCAAUGCACUAAUAAUUCAUAGGUUCUGUUAGUAGUAAAUUUGUCUGGUAAUGUUAUUCUUUAAGACUAAUAAUUAGUUAGAUAUAUUUUGUAACUUUAUCUUGUUUUUCUGUAAUUCUUAUUUAUCCACAUAGUUUGUUUAGGUUACUUACAAAAACAUCUGUUAUGACUGUUUUAACCUUUCCCCUUCGCCCGCCUCGUCUAUCUUUUGCUAUUUGCGGGCGGAGAUGGCCAAAUGAUGAGUACGAAAGUAAAGUAUAGUGAUGCAGUCUUGCAUAUUUGGGUUUUUUCCAGAUACCUGUCCUUCCAGAACAGUCCGUCUUUUGCAAAGAAUCAUGUUUAGGUGUCCCACGAACUUUCGUUUCCGCGUGUAUCCUCCAGUCGUCUUUUGGUAGUCGCGAGCGGCGCCCCACAGCUAAGAAAAUUUGGUUAUCUAUCCAUCCGAGAAAUUGUGGUAGCCACGUGAACGUACGUCCGUCCGACCUCCCGUCUAGGGUUUGAUAGAUUGAGCUCGCAAAAGUAGCAUAAUAUGCCACCAGGAGUGUUCCUAUAUUUCUCAAAUUAUGCCACGAAUAAUCAUACUAACGUUUUAUAAAUUAUGCUUCUACUUUUUGCUUUAAAUUUGGUAAAACAUCUCAGUUACUCUGCAACAAACAAUUCAUUGUCUGACAAUUAUACAAACCGAAACAAAUAACAACCAGCACGUAGGUACCCUUUUGGGUAAUCGCGCUUGUUAUGCGCAUACGUAGAAUCCUGGGUCACUUCCUGUGGGACGGAGGUGUAAUGAAUGUGACAACAAGCAAACAAAAAAUCUAUUUUGUUACUUAAAUUCACCUGUAACACUGUUCUCGGGCCAAGAAAAUUGGUUGCAUGAUCAAUAAAUGACAAUUUUGAGAUGCCAAACCAGCAAAAAGUGCCAAUUAUGCUGGCAGUACUCUUUUCGGAAAGAAGAUGAAAAUUAUGCUCAUAAUGACAAAUUAUGCCAAAAAGUUUUUAACGGGGGCUUCGCCUUUUGCCUUGGCUAAAUCUAUACGUUGUGUAAAUGUGCUGUGUGUGUAUAUUAACGAGAAGCUGAUUCACGGUACAGCACUUGGCACACUAGCCAAAACUGCAGAGUAAAAUGUUAUGAUUUAUUUAGUUCAACUGGGAACUUUUCUUAGCGCAGUAGUGAGUUAUUUUCAGAAUUAUCUUCCUCUACGAAGUUCUUUGUAGUUACAUGUUCUCUUUUGUGUUUGUUGCCGAAAGUUAAAAGACGUGAACCGAACCAAGUAAAGAGAAGGGAGCCUGCAAGACCUCGUACAGCGGAAGAUAGUGAGAUGCGCAGGCGUAGUCUUCCUCAAGCGCCAACUUAUAGUAGAAGUGGUCCUAACAGUAGACAAUCCAACACUCCACCACAGGCACCUGCUUCAAGGAAAUCUGUCACCCCCAGAACUGGGCAGCUGGCUGCACCCAGGUACGACUUGACUCCCGCCUUUUUUCCCACUGCUCACUUUUUUCUCCCUCCACUCACAACGGUAAUCUUGGGGGAAGAGGUAAUUAUCCGUUGUACGGGAGUCUUUCCACAUGACACCAAUUUGAUCGCUUUAGAAUGGUGAUUGUAUAUAUUUUGCGGCCGUUGUCGUUGUGGAGAUUUGGUCAGAGGUUCAACAGUAUAACGGCACUAUAUUAGAAGAUCUGGGUUAUUAUCAGAUUAUCAGAUAUUGUUACUGCUAACAUGUGUAUUAUUUGAUCCCCUAAUAGCCAUACUUAGACGACAAAACGUUUUGUAAUUAGUAUUUCUGUAUGUGUUUGUUAAUUAAAGAAAAGGAAAGUGUGCUCAAACUGCAAAAUUUGUUGAACGGCUUCAAAAAUAUUUCUCUGGAUCCAUGUAUUUUUUCGAAUGACCCUGGCCAUCAUUGUUGGAGGAAAAUAGAAAACCUUAAACACUGCUGCGUUUUAUCAGGGCUUUAAUUUCCUUUGCAUUGUCUUGGAGAUUUUUUUGAUGAGUUUUUGAACCCAUGAUCACACUCAAGUAUCGCGUUUCAAGGUUUCAAGAAAUAUUCAUGUAAAUGCUUUGUGGUGUCUUUUCUUUUUCUCUUGAAGGAGAAUUCCAACACCUCGAGGACUUAGUCCAGGCAGAACAAACAACGACGAUAGCUGGAGUGAAGGGUGUUACUAGUGUGAUAACGUACUGACUGGACACCUUGUCCCUACUCAAGCAGCAAGGUACUGCGAGCAAGAUAUAGCUGUUGUCCAAUUAUGUAUAAGGCAGAAAAGUUGGAUUGUUUGUAAUUCUAUAAGAUUCGUCUUAUGUAGCCGCCAGCAACACGGAGCUCAUACAGUAUUGCUGAUCUCGUGAAAUGCUUUACUGUGCUUGCGUGGACUGGAGUUAAGUCUUGGAUUCUCUGUGAAUAUUUGACGCUUACUCGGUUGAAGUGUGAAACAGAUAUUUUAUUACUGGAUCUCAAAUGCAGCUAUAAAUCUAACUUAUGACAUUUUGGUUUUUUUUGUUUUAUUGCUAGCCCUCUACCACGAGAGGAGUAUUGUACCUGCCCCAGAUUUUAGUUCAGAUUAGGGAGUAUUUUAAAAAAAAUCCUUCUAGUUAGAUCCAAAACUCUUUCGACUUUUUUAGCCUGAAGUUCGGGAGUAUUUUGUUGGUGAGCGAGUGAGCUAUUGUUUUACCGCCAUAUUUGAUUUUAAAGAAAGGUCAAGGCUAUCCCACUAAUUUACCAAAACAUCUCUCUCACGGAGAAGCGAAUGUUGCUCGCACGCCUCCAGUGCAGGUUAAAAUCCGUUAAAUCUGACAUCCGGCAGUAAUAGCAUGCGUUUAGUCACCCGAGGUUUCUGUAUCGCGCCCUUCAAUUUUUAAAAAGCCGGCAUGCCUUUUUACUAUUGCUCGCCUUCUAGUUCGGAGGACUGGUGCAGCACCUCAUGCGUCUUUUCCAAGUCUUCGUUUAAUCGUAUUUCGUUGCGAACAAAAGGAUCCAGUGUUUGCUUUCCGCAGCGCUGAAGCGUGGUUCUAGCCUGCUUGGAAUCCCUGCUUAUUUUUUGUGUUACGUAAAGAAGCUGUUUUUUAGCUGAUGUACAAGUUUUGUUGGUUUAAACCGGAACCGAACAUAAGGACUAGGAGGUAUGUGGUACUUCCACACUAAACGAUGUGAUUAACUAUCCGGAUGUAUAAAUCGUCUAUUACACUGAAAAGGGACUGUUAUUUAACGAUUGCCUUUCCCUAUGAAUAGUCCAAAAGGUAUUUUAUUGUUAAAAAUUUUAAAUAAUCAUAACAAUAA
This is a messenger RNA of Porites lobata, 24481 nucleotides long. NCBI's taxonomy places the organism in Eukaryota, Metazoa, Cnidaria, Anthozoa, Scleractinia, Poritidae. The record is from the annotation of a GenBank genome assembly.